Messenger RNA from Sitophilus oryzae (rice weevil), 4263 nucleotides. RefSeq lists its product as uncharacterized. The record is from RefSeq and is a predicted model, not a curated record. The coding region runs from base 1423 to 3780 and encodes 785 amino acids. Lineage: Eukaryota; Metazoa; Arthropoda; Insecta; Coleoptera; Curculionidae. The transcript is spliced from 3 exons.
UGCCCCACUAAGAAAAACCCUGGUAUCUCCAAAAAAAUCAAAAACGAGAUUUUUGCACCAAACAAUUAAUUGUGAUUUUUACAAUAUAUUUACGUAGAAAAAACCUGGCAUUUUAAUUUCCUACAUAAUUUAUAAGGAAAAAUUGUUUCCCCGUAAACGCCAAAAAUAGUCUCUAUGCUAAGUAUAAACCUUGUAUCAUAUAUUUUCUUAGCAAAAUUCUGGUAUGUAACAGGAGAUACGAGUUUUUAACGAAGAAAAAUCAAUAUGCCAGGUUUUCUCUAAGGAUAUCCGCGUGUUCACUAUCGACGCUGUCGAUAACAGGUUAUCACUUAGCAUUUUGCCGAGUAAGCUAUCAUUUUAUUGAUUUGUUUCGACCUGUCAUGUCGCACCGGCAUUUGUAAGGUUAUUCUAAUUUUAUUUGGAAUACUGUUUAGAAUAUUACUUAUUAAAGUGGUGAUCGUUAGUGGCAAGAAUAUUAAACAUCUUCCUUGGGUAAGUUUUAAUUCUAAAUUAUUAUUUCUAGAAAUAAUAAUGCUCCUUAGAUUUCAAUGUGUCUGUAAAAGCCGAUUUAGGGUCUUGUAAACAUUAGGUACCUAUCCACUAUUUUUCAAAUUAUUUAAAUUUUAAGGAAGAGCCCUCGAUAUCUAGAAUAGUUUAAAAGAAAAAAAUCGUUGGAUGAAACAAUUUUGAUGGACAAAAAAAUUAAACAUAAUAAUUAAAAUAAAGAAUGUAGGAAAUCCUAUGAGCGUUGCCAACUUUCCUACUGCUUCUGACAUUCAAAAAAAGUGAUUCAUCAACAAUUUUUCUAUACAGAAUAGUUAAACAGAACAUAAUUUGCCAAAAAAAAAAAACAUUAAAUAAUUGAAAGUGAGUGGAUACCUAAUGUUUACAAGAACAGCCAAUUUAUAAUAUUCGGCGCUGUACGUUGACGUCUGGUCUUUAAAUCAAAUUAAGUAAUAUGUUGUUCGUAUUAUCAGCCUCUAAAGCCGAAUAUGGACAUUUUUGCUUUUACUAUUAAUGAGUGGUGGUAUCCAGGGUGGAAGGGGUAGGGACAAUAUUUAAAUAAAACAAUUACAAAAAAGUGUAUAAACUACUUCGCAAUCGAAAAAUUGUCGGGCAUUUAACUAUAUUUUUUGUAUUAAAACUAAGGUUCGAUAGUUCAUUUUUCAUGACAUUUUAGGCCCAUGGACGGGACACUACGUUAGUGCGGCAGUCGUCAACAUAAAACGUCAAAGUUUGUAAAUCGACCUUAAUGGUCUACAAAAAUAAAAGUACAGCCUAAAUUUUGUUUUAUAUUAAUUUGGAAUGGUAGUUUUACUAACUUAUUUUUUUCUGUUUAUUAAUUAAUUUAUUAUUAAGACCUGAUCCCCUGCCCUGGUAGAAAAGUAUUGCCAUAAUAGGAUUUAUAUUUUAUAAACAGGCAUGUCUUUGAGGUCAAAGAAAUUGGUGGCUAUGGCGCUGCAUAAAACUGAAUCAGAUCGAUCAUCAAAUGAGCAGAAGUUAUUGCCCCUUUAUACCGAAGAUGACAUCCAAAUAGGUGUUCUGGAACCAUUAUCGCGUUGCCCCAUACAAGAUUCAUCAAGUAGGAAAUGUCACGGAGAAAUUAAACCAAAGCAAAAAAAUACUGACGGGUGCUUUUUGAAAGUGUCAUCUCAUUGUGAUGGUUUUUCUAUUCAGCCUAGUAUUGAAAAUGAGCGCGUUGAAGUAGUUUUUUACACAAAUAAUGAUGCAUAUCCUACCGACAUUGUUACUGACACCGAUGUUAUAAACGAUUGCGGCGACUCCAAUAAAAAUGACUCGUUGGCUGACACAGCUGAUGUUUCAGCUGGUACUAUAAUAAACAAUUAUAAUUUUGAACUAUCCACGACAGAAGACCCUAUUGCAAAUGAUAAUAACCAACAGCAAGAAACAGAAUUAGAUUCCAACGGCUAUAUUUUAGAGGCUGAUGACCUAGCCAACAAAAUAUUAAUAUUACCAGAACUGGAAGAUCAAACAUUAGUUGAACCUAUUGAACCUAUUAUUCCAUCCGAUGCAAUAGAAAAUAAUGCCGAUCAAGGUGAUGAAAAGUACACGAAAAAAGGGAAAAUUAGAAAACGGAAGAGUUUCAACAUAUCGGUGGACCAAAGGAAAAAAAUUAAAUGCUCAGAGAUACAACAAAAACAUAAAGUUCAAAUACCAUGUGACGCCAAUAAAUGCCAAAAGAAAUGCUCAGAGAAGAUCGAUCAAGAUAGACGAGUAGCAAUAAAUAAAAUGUAUUGGAAUCUAGAUUGGGUAGCUAAAAAAACAUACAUCCUUAAUUCUGUCAACAGAGCCCCGAUAAAAAGAAGACGCUCAGAUUCUUCAACAAAACAAAAUAGCUUUAAGUACUUUCUAAAAGAUUCUGAUGGUGAAACACAAAAUGUCUGUAAGAUAUUUUUUUUGACGACCCUCGGAUAUAAAAAAAACAACGAUUGGGCCAUCCAAAGCUUUGUACAACAAGAUUUUUUUAAAAAUGGAAAAAUCGCUCCCCUGGCUGACAAACGUGGUAGGAAUGCGUCCAAGUUUAAAAUAUCUACCGAAGAUAUCGAAAAGCAUAUAGAAACAUUUAAUCCAGUAAUUUCACAUUACCGGAGAGAGCAUGCUCCGCAUCGCCGCUACCUGCCGAGUGAUUUAACCAUUGAUGCAAUGUAUACGAACUUCCUGGAGACUCAUCCUGAUAAGAAAUGUUCAUAUGAGGUUUACAGGAAAGUGGUUAAAAGCAAGAACAUCUCGUUUACGAAGUUGGGCCACGAGGAAUGUGAGCUCUGCGAAGGAUUUCACUUACAUGAUGCUCUACAUAAUGAAACAAACUUGGACAGAAACUGUGAAGUAUGCCAAAAAUGGGAAGUGCACAUUAACAGGGCAAAAAGGUCUAGAGAAUUAUACAGAAAAGAAUGCGAAUCAGUUUGUGAACCAAACACGUUAAGAGUUUCAGCUGAUCUUGAAAAAGUAAUAAUGAUUCCUCGGAUUGAUAUGUUUAAAAAAGUUGUCUUCACUCAAAGAAUAGUCGUAUAUAAUGAAAGUUUUGUGCCAUUAAAAACGCUGAAGAACAAUAAGCCAUUUGCAGCAUUGUGGCACGAAGGAAUAUCAGGCAGAAGCAAGGAAGCAAUUAUUAGUACGUUCUUUUCAUUUAUGUUGCACAAUCGUGAUGUGGAGCAUUUUGUGUUUUGGUUGGACAACUGUUCUUCGCAAAACAAAAAUUGGGCGUUUCUUUCAUUUUUAAUGUUCAUAAUAAAUUCCGACAAAAUAGCUGCUAAGGAUAUUAUCAUAAAUUACUUCGAGCCUGGCCAUACUUUUAUGUCCGCCGACAGUUUCCACCAUCAGGUGGAACUAUCGCUGAAGAAAGCAAAAAAAGUUUACGACUUUCAUGAUUUCGUUGAAGCAGUUCAAACCAGUAACUCGAAGCGUGUUACAGUUAAAGAAAUGGCAGUUGCUGAUUUUUUCGACUGGAAAGACUAUUCUUCACAGGCAAAAUUGAAAAAAAUUGAGCCACGAGUUUACCUGUCGCAAGUAGUUAAGGUAAUGGUCCAGAGAGGAAGCGAUACUUUGAAAGUUGAGACGGAUGAUACUGGGGAGUUGAAACAAAUAGAUUUUUUACAAGUUAGAGCAAUAAAGUCUGGGAUAAAAGAACCCGCAGUCAUGAAGAAACCCUCUGGAAUUCCCAAAAGUAGAAAAGAACACAUUCUGAAAAAUUUAGGGGAAAUUAUACCAGCAAACCGGCAUAAUUUUUGGCGAGAAUUGCCCACUUCCGAUGAGCAGUAACUACAUUUUUUUAAUUUUAAUUCGUUUCAUUUUACUCAUUUAGUAUCGUUUUUUUUGUGAUUUUUAAAAUAAUUUUUUUUAAGUAUGUAUUAAUAAAUUGAUUAUUGAAUAAAAUAAUUUUUAGGACAAUACAAAAAUAAAGCAGUAUAUAAGAAAAAAAUGUUCAUCUCUCAGCUAUGAAUUUUAUAAUAUUUACAUAGUAAAAAUCACGCUUCAGCCAAAUUUGUAUUAUACGUGGUUUUAACUAAAUAAAUUCGGUUUCACUUUUAGCACUCUUAACCCGUAUAUAACAUAACUAAUAUUCAUAGCUUAGUUUCGCAUUUUUUUUUCUUAGAAACGUUAACUUUGAGUUAACAAAUGAUAUCUCAAAUCAUGUUAUUGUAUUUAUUUAGAAAGAACUUAAUAGAACCAACGAAAAACUUUAAGCGCGGUUUUCUCAAAACUUGCGUUACUGGAGAUACCAGGGUCUUUCUUAAUGGGGCA